AUGGCGGAGGCUGACAAGGUCAUUGAGCUUUGCCAGAGUUUCGACGAGCUCUGCAGACAGCGUCUUCUCACGCGGCGCCCCCCUGCGUCCGACGAAACCCUCGCGAGCAUGACCGCGGCUCCUGAGAUGGACUCCAUGCUUGGCCAGAUAAAAGAGUUCGUCCGUGCUGAGGUUGCUCGUCAGCUUUCGCUGCUGUCCUCAGCCACGCCACCACCUUCGCCUUUCGCGGCCAACCUUAGCCAGGUCAUCCAGGAGCAAGUGUUCGCAGCUCUCCCUUCUGCCCGCGAGACUACGCCUCUGCCGGCUCCCGUUGCUUUUCCCGAGGUCACUGCACCUCUCAGCUAUGCCGAGGCUCUCGCGCGGCCACCACCUCCGGCCUUUGUGCCAUCUCCAUCAGUCGCGAGCAUCCACCUGCAGGAGUCAAGCAUCUACUUGUUAAGGCCCGUUGCAGACAAUCAGGAAGACAACGAAGAGUGGCAAAGCGAGAGCAGUCCGGAUUCGAUCACGCUAAUGGUCUGCAUGUUCGGCCUGCUGCUAGGAAUUAUGAUCACUGCACUCCUGACCAUCUAUUUCCUCUCCAAUGAUUCGGUAUCCGAAGUCACCAUGAAGGGGACGAAAGCGCCAGAAUCUGCGGGUGGUAGCAUUGCUGUGCCGAGCGUCGAGUCAAUAACGCCUCAGCAGUCACUCACAAUGGAAACAGCCACCGUCAAGCAGUCGGUUUCUGUGACUCCAGCACCUGUUUCUACAACCAAGGCUGUACGGAUGCUUCCGGUACCACCUGUUGUGGGGACUAUAACAGCUGUCCCGACAACUGUUUCAGCUGACACGGCACUCCCGACAACUGUUUCAGCUGAAACGGCACUCCCGACAACUGUUUCGCCAUCUGUUGGUGCGAGCGACAACGUAUGCACGACCGACGAGUGUCACUUCCUGGCGCAGUGGCUGCGGCAGAAGCUGGACGCGGAAGCAGACCCGUGCGAAGACUUCUACCGUUUUGUAUGCGGUACAUUCAAGGGGCCGGGCACCGACGCCUUCGCUAAGGUUAAUCAUACUAUGACAAGCAUCAUAAUAGGAGCCGCGUACGCUGCCCGGGUUCCUACCACAGGUCAGACUUCAUGGCAGAAAGCUGCUGGUAUGUUCCAGGCCUGCAUUUCCCUCUUCGCGGAACACCGAUCCGAGACGGCUGACCUUGUGGCGUGGAUGACUUCGAUUGAUUUGGACCUGAACAACGGGACUGCGCUACAGAGCGUCGACCCAAAAGACAUGAUGGUGCGCUGCUCGCUCGAUUUCGGAGUCCAGGCAAUCAUUUUCAUCAAGCUUUUCGAAGUUUUCUUCUUCAACAAUAAGAGGGGACUUGUGCUGACUUACAGCGAAAGAGACUCUGAGUGGCAGGCUUCAGUCAGGAAUAUUCCGGAACAGGCGAAGUUGGGUAAUUACGUCCGAAUUCUCAGCUUGUACGGCUUGGUCCAAAAUGAAACGGCGAGACUGGCUUCCCUCAUCAGCCAACACGAAUCAAAACUUGACAACAUUGUCCUGCAUGAAAAUGUGCCGCAAGCCCAGACCUUGGUAGGAAGUAUUCGUUCUAUGGGGAUGAAGACACGACCGUACGUCAAGGGAGAGGAAUGGUCCACGGCUAUUUCCAAGUACACCAAUAACACCUACAAUGGUGACGACCUCAUAGUGUAUAAGACGGACACACUCAACAUUGUCGCUGCACUCUUCAAGUCUGUGAAACGGCAGGGGAUUAGCUACCUCAUCGCUUGGAGCGUCUACAGGCAGCUGCUGCCGUUCACAAGUCGGAGGUUUGUAGCGAAACCGGACGAACCAAGUCAAGCCUGCUAUUAUUUCGUCAGAAAGGUGAUGAAGCUGGCAAUUGCGGCUCCGUAUCUGCUCUCCGUGACCAACCAAAAGACGCUGAAUGAGACAGCAUCAAUGGUUGACAAUAUUCGAAGAGCCUACCGGACAGCCUUCGAGACAUCAAGCUGGGUCACAGGUGAUGUACGAAAAGUGGCCAUCCAGAAACUCGCAAACAUGAAGUACUACGUGGGAAGUCCUGGACAGCGGUUAGACCCCGCCGUCAUUGAGAAGUAUUACGAUUCAGUGCCGGACGUGACUACGGACAAAUUUUUCGAUGCAUGGAGGAAGGCACUGUCGGCUUCUUCUCAUCAGACUUGGGCUGACCAGAAGACCUGGAUCUUCGACGAAGCUGAAGUGGACGCCUACUAUGCUACUAAUUUAAAUAUUGUGGUUAUUACAACCGCAAUUCUCCAGCUCCCCUUCUUUUAUACCGGAGCUCCUCCUGCUAUCAACUAUGGCGGCAUUGGCAUGGUAGUUGGUCACGAGAUUAUGCAUGGUUACGACGUAAGUGGGACCAUGUACGACGCUUCCGGGACGCAGCGUCAAUGGGCAACUCCUGAGUUCCUGGCGAAUUACACAGAGAAGGCUCUCUGCUUGCGGCAAUCUCACAAAGCUGCCAAGAAAAUGAAAGCCCGGCAGGAUGUGCUUGACGACACCCUCGACUCGGAAAACCUCGCUGACUUCGCGGGUGCCGCGAUCGCGCACGCAGCCUAUGCUUCGUUGCCCGCCCUCCAGCGGAAUCUGAAGCUUCCGAGCCUCAACCUGACCGCCGAGCAGCUCUUCUUCAUCGGCCACUGCGCCAAGUGGUGCGAGAGCAUGCAGGUCACUUCAGCGCGCUAUGCCCCCGGCCGUUCCCGCUGCAUUGUGCCACUGUUGAACAUGGUCGAGUUCUCAGACGCGUUCGGGUGUGCGCCAGGGACUCCCAUGAAUCCGGCCAAGAAGUGCGUGUUCUGGUUGUGA
This is a messenger RNA of Dermacentor andersoni, 2817 nucleotides long. RefSeq lists its product as uncharacterized. The record is from RefSeq and is a predicted model, not a curated record. Gene Ontology annotation, molecular function: metalloendopeptidase activity. Lineage: Eukaryota; Metazoa; Arthropoda; Arachnida; Ixodida; Ixodidae. Gene Ontology annotation, biological process: protein processing. Gene Ontology annotation, cellular component: plasma membrane.